This is a messenger RNA of Physella acuta, 10069 nucleotides long. RefSeq lists its product as uncharacterized. Lineage: Eukaryota; Metazoa; Mollusca; Gastropoda; Physidae. Gene Ontology annotation, molecular function: protein binding. The record is from RefSeq and is a predicted model, not a curated record.
GAUCCAACUACAGCGCGGUGUGUCGCCAUUGUGCUUGUGAUUAUCUUUUACAUGUCGUUGGAUUUGAAAUUGAAUUUCUAAAUAUCUAACUACUUCUAGAUGUCCGUUCAUAGUUCUUGUGAAAGAAGGAUUCCCACACUAAUAGAUUAUAAAUAUCGUUAUACUCUGUAUGAGAAAGAAAAUCAACACAGGUCUUAUCGCCACAAAUGGUGAUGGAAAGCCCAGUGUCCUCCCCCCUAUCCCAGCAGGAUGGUGCCGCCCCGGUUUCAUUCCCUCUGCUGGAAAUGAGUUAGAGGGAGUGAAAGCUAAAAACGGGAAUUCUAAUACAUACCUGAACAUGUCAACAGAAGUUGGAGUAGAGCAAGCCGCACAUGAAAUUGAUGGUGGCAGGCCUCGUUACGAGGGUACAUCAGCUGCCUCUAAUGAUGCAGAAGUUUCAACUAAUAAUAAUAAUAAUCAUGUAGAAAAUAUUAAUAGUGUUGAUGAUAACAGCGUUGAACCCUGUGGUGAAUCUCACAAUGCAUCAUCCCCUGGUAUUGAAAACGCCCCACAGUCCUUACCCUCAAUAAUUAACCCUAACACUGCCAUGAGUGAAGAUAGCAAUGUAGACGUAGAGACAGAAGAGCAAAGUGCCCCUAUGAUUCAUAGGGAUCAUGGUAUUAGGCAUGAAGAAAUAAUAUCCAACGAGGAGGUAGUUUCAGAGAGCUCUAAUAGACGGCUGCAUGGUGAAGAUGCUGAGCUAUCAGAUGCUCAGUAUAUAGAGAAACAAGUUGUUGAAUCGUUUUUUUCUGUAAAUUCAAAUGAUAGAGUGGUCCAUGAUAGAGUGAGUAGUUCUGAUGUUGUGAAGCGGUCAGCCCCAAAUGGGAACAACAAUUAUGAGAAAUCUUCAUCUGCCAGCGGAGCGGGAUCAAAUCUUGCGCACAACGUCAAAACAGGCAAUAAGCUUGAUGCUGUUUCAUUGACGAUUGCCAGCGUUGCCGCUGGUCAGGGGGAGCCACCAGAGUUUUUGACACGCCCUCCUGAAAAGCUAAAGGAUGAACGCUUGUCUCAUCAUCAGUUGCAUCAUCAGUCUCACCUCUUAGCCAACACCACCAAACACAUUCUUUAUCACUCCAUGACAGAAAAGAUAAGGAAUGAUAAAAACAUGUCUGCCAGUGCCCGUCUGCCUGUGAUCAGCUCACUACUAGCGCCAUCUAGUGCAGCAUCACAUAAUACACUACCUGGGAUUCAGCACAUUGCGUCUGCAGGCAGAUCCAGCAGCUCGCCAACAACUGCCCUGCCUUCUGUUGCCCACUUUUUAGGUCCCGCUAAAUCACCGCCACUAACGUACUCUUCUCACCACUCCAAUGUUGACAUGUAUGGAGCAAGUUUGCCUUCAAGUGGCCAUGAUUCCACCGGUCACCAUAGCAGUCAGUACCAGUCUGCAGGGGGUGGCCACACUACACCAGGCACCCCCUCAUCUUCCUCCAAAUCUAAAAGCCGCAAACCAGUGACCCCAGCAGGGCUGAGGCUCAGCAUGGCUGCAUCAGAGGAGCUCCCAGACCCACUGCCAUUGCCCCAGUACUCAGAGAAGGUGUUACGAGCGAAGCAACUAGGCACUGUGGCGUUUGAUCGACCAACUGUCCUCCGCGAGACUGUCCAGUUUUUCCUGCAGUACAAACACUACUGGAGCAGCCAUGACUACGAUAGGAUUUCCAACCUGGUCAUUGAGCUGUUCCCAGAAUUUAAAGACAACAAUGAUACGCCCGGGGUUCCAGCCAAUAAACGGAUCCGAACUGACCUGUCCAUGUAUGCUAGAAACUUUCGGCGCAGAGAAGUUUCACAGCGUAAGAAAGAAGGAACAAGCACCCCCUCACACGGCGACCAGAAGCCCGAGUCAGCAUCCACGCCAGAAAAUGCCAAAUCAUUCCUUCACGCUCCCUCCCCAUCCAACAGCAGUGGGGGUGCAGGCACUGUGAGCAACAGCACCAACCCUUCAGAUUUCUGCAAUGAGCUACUGACUGCUGCUAGCAUUAUUGAAAGUCAGAAUACAUCUGCUGCUAGAAAUGGUGAUUAUAGUUCACAAAUGUCUCAUAACCACAAAGUAAAGGUCAGUGACCCUGGGUCACAUGAUCAGGGUAUUGUUAUCCACAAGCAGGAAGUAAUGGAUGAAGGGGAUGAGCCAAGCACUGCCAUCACUAGUAAUCAUCACCGGUCUCAGAAUGAACCAGCUGAUGAUGACGAGGAUGAUACCCCCAUUCACUUUGUCUAUGACAAGGACACAAUGGCGGCUGCAGCCUCAAGGGAUGCUAAUGCUGCUUGGCAGAUGUACUCUGAUCAGAUGGCACUGGCGGCAGAAAAUUCACGAUUAGACUACGGCCUAUCAGAGCAAGCAGUUAAGAAAGAUCUUGGCACAUGUGCAAGAAAUAUGAGAAGACGUCUCCCGGCAACCAAGUAUAAACCCAACUCCCAGAAAGUCUGGAACAGCUCGCAGUCUGGACUGGACGCGCAGGUGUCUGAUGUUGGCGGUCAGUCGUCCUCCCUAGGUCCAGGUACUGCAGAGUACAUGAAGGCCCUGAUGGCUGCACAGAACAUGAACCUGACAGAGCUGGGGAUGAGCCAGAGGAACCUGGGCGAGCUGGCCAUGCUUGCUGGGAUUAAGCAGAGGAUUGAACAGCAGCCUCAGGACGUGACUGAUCUAGAGAGGCAGUACCUUGCUCAGUGUUCCAGCGAGGAGCAGAGGCAGGCGUUGAUGGCGUCAGGGGCUUUUGGCAAUGACACGGUUGCCAUGGCGGCUCUGAGCGCUUUUUAUGGCCAGCUCGGCAUGGAAAUUGCUGGCAGUAACAAGCGGAGUUUAAGCUCAGACUACAGCUCGAGCUCGGCUCAUGAUUCAUCUCAAAAUUUAAACUCUGGUGAGUUGUUAGAUUUGCCGAAUAAAAGACAGAGGCGGAUAUCUCAGGCUGAGGUGGAGAAAAGGCUGAGGGAGGCGGAGCAGCUAAGCCACGAGUCUGCUAAAUCACACGGAUUAUCUGUUGGGGUGUCGGACAAAAAUUUAGUGAAACGGGAGCCCAUGUCACCCAGCGGGGAGAGCCUGAAAGUGUCAUCUCUCAGCAGACAGCAGCACCAGAACCCCCUCAACAUGCCAGUUUUUCCCUCGUCUAGUGUCGCCUCAGCACACGAACAAGCCUACUGGGACGCCCAGGCAGCCGCCAACAUUGCUCUGAUGGGAGUCGCCUCCCUUGCUCACUCAGCAUCCCACCAAACAGCCACACAGGCUCAUUCUCAAGCUGAGAUUCAUCACUUACCUGGCCACGAUCACAGCGCCAACCUGGCAUCCAGCGAGGCGCCAAUGAACCUUACAUAUCACGAGUCUGAGAAGCACAGCUCACAUCGGCAACAUCAGAACUCUGAAUCUCCCAUCAACGACUCCCUCCCCGACACUGCUGGUUUGGCGGCGCAGGUCGAGGUCACGACCUCAUCCAUCAAGUCUCACAGCCCUAGGAGACGAACCUCAUCCUCGCCAAGGUCAUCCCAGCAGGGUGACCAAAACAGCUCGCGAGAUCAGGUAAGACCAGAGGUUUGGUUUCCUCAUGGCGCUGGGUUCAAAAAGGAAAACCAGGAAAUCGUUUGCCUGCCAGACCCGCUCCCUAUCCCUGUAUACUCCUCUAAGAUCGUGUCGGCCCGGGACGAGGGCUCGUCCAUGAGGCACAGGUCUGAGAUCAUCAGAGAAACGGCCAGGUUUUUCUUGGCCCUCAAGUACUGGUGGUCCAGUGCUGACUACACCAGGAUCUCAGAGCUGGUGGUGCAGCAGUUUCCUGACUUGAAGGACGACACAACUGGGGAUGGCAUGACCAACUAUCGCCGUAUCCAGAGGGACCUGUCCAUGUGUGCACGCAACCUACGCAGGAGUAAAAAGCCUAGGAAAAUGCGUGAGCUCUCUGACCCUACAAACUCACUGCUGGACAUCCCAGAGGCCCCACGCUCCAGCAAAAAGCCAUCCAAGUCCUCCAAACCAGGGUCAUUGUACACGUCCAGUUUGGAUAAAAAGUCCAAGAGACCGCCCGGCUCGUCGUCCAAGUUGAAAAAGAUCAAACAAGAAUCAUCAGGGAUGAGCGAGCCUUCAGUGUCGGGUGGCCUGAGUGAAGACAUGACGGCUGCCGCGGCUCUGCUGCAGCAGCAGUUCAUGCAGCCGGCGUCGUCGUCCUCGUCUUACCAUCCCAGCGCCCAUCUUCUGCCUUCCUCUCAUCUCCUGCCAUCUCUACAGACACACCCAGCACUACAUGAACAGCAAAUGCAGGCUCAGCUGAAUUCAGCUCUCCUCCAACAGCAACAACAACAGCAGCAGCAGCAACAACAGCAGCACCAUCACCAUCAUCACCACCACCACCACCAGGAAGAGCAUCUCCCUGUUGAUGAGCCAACUAGUGUGAAAAGGAUUGUAAAGGAGGAAAGCCAUGAGGCUGUGGACCAACACCAUCACCACCAUCAGACCAUCAAAUCAAAUGCUGUAGCCCCUAUCCAGCGGUCAGCAACACCACCUAAUGACAACCAGUCUAACCUGGCUGAAAUUGCCAAACAAAUGAGCAAAUCUAAUCACGGACAUAGUAGGGAGGUGGAAGGAACAGCCAUGGGGAAGGAAACUCAGGAUAAAGCUCUCCAGCCUCAAGCACCACUGGCCAACUCCAUGAAGGUCUACGUGGACCCUGACCAUGGCAAUGACCUGCAGGAGAGGUUCUCAACUCUGUGGAGGAAGGGGAAAUUCUUUGAUGCCUCUUUAGGAGUGGCCAACAAAAAACUACAUGUGCACAAGCUUGUUCUACUUGCUAUGAGCCCGUACCUCCAGGAAACUUUUAAAAACGCAGACCCCAGGUCCCAGCUGGAGGUCAACCUACCAUCAGACACAACGUAUGAAACAGCUAAAGCUUUUCUCAAAUACAUUUACGAGGGAGUCUUAGAGGUGGACACGUCCUCCGUGCGGUCCCUACACAAGAUAGCCACCAUGCUGCAGAUGACCAAGCUGGCCCAGUACUGCCAGAACUUUGCCCAGCAGCUACAGGAGGAGGCUGACCAGGCAAGUGGUGGGGCGCAGGAGGGAGAGAUACCUAAGAUCUCUGUUAAUCUGGGGGAGCUAGCGGAGAUCCAGGCUCAGAGGCAACGGAUCCUGGAAGCUCAGGCUCUUCAAAGACUUGGAGAAACAACAACCAUUUCCUCGUCGGACAUGCACCGCACAUCUUCCUCCAGGUACCUCCCUGACGAGCGCUCACAGGUGAAACCAGACUAUCUACCUGACCAGAGCUCAUCUGACCAAUCAGGCUCCACGCCGCACUUCCUGCACCCAGAAAUCUUAGCCCAGCACCGAGCCCUGGUGGCGGCGUCGUCGUCCAUCCAGACAACCACACCCUCCUCUCUACUGCUCUCAUCCACCCAGGACAUGGCCACACAGCAGCUGAUACAAGCAGCGUUGGCCAGGCACCAGACCUCAUCCUCCCCAACCCCGUCGACAGCAUCACCGUCAAUGUACCACCAACACCAGCAGCAGGUGAUGGCACAAUCAGAAUCAAGCGCAGCGUUGCUUCACCGGCUGUCGUCGCCCGAGUCCGCUGUAGCUGUAUCCGCUGCCACGUCUUUAGACCACCAGCAGCGUUUGACGCUUGCAGCGUACUGGCAAGCACACACACUAGAACUCAUGUCUCGCAACCAGAUCACCGGAUUAACCUCCGACCCCUCGAACCUUACCUCAGCCUCAGAGCUCGCAGCCAUCGCUGCGGCCAACGAAGAUUCCAGACACCUUUUAUCAAACCUUGGACACGAAGUCAAACACAAAUCCUCUUCAGGGCACUCUCGCAGCCACCACUCUAAAGAGACGUGGAGUGGCCAGGGGGAUUCGGACAGCGGGCACCAGGCCACGAUGCUGCCGGAGACAUGUCUGCCCGCUGACAUGGCGCGCUCGCACCACACAGGAAGUAGUGAAGGAAACACAUAGUCAAAGUUUGCUGGGUUUAUGUUGAUUUCAGAUAGAGGCUAGAUUUCACUGCUCAUAUGAAACAUGUGUAUUAGUAUGAAUGUGUGAAUUUAUAUAUAUAUAUAUAUAUAUAUAUAUAUAUAUAUAUAUAUAUAUAUAUAUAUAUAAAAAAAAAUGUGCACACACUUGAUCAUACAUGUACGUAUAUAUAUCUAUGUAUAUAAACCAAUGUUUAUUACUGAGGAGACAUAAUAUUUGAUUGUUCCCAUGUGAUUAUAAUGAUAGUUGGGUCCAUGUGUAUGUAUAUCUUGAUUCUGUCAACCACAGGUGAAAGAUGGUAGACAUUUUAUCAUUUAGUAGUUUUGUUUUUUUCCUGCUUUCUCUCAACCAGAACCAAUUUUACUUUUCUCAGAGAGUGGUCAUUCAGCUGUGGAAAGGGUGCUUUCAUAUAACUGCAUAUUCACCUGUUUGUAAUUAAUGGCCUUUUAUUAGCAUUCAUUAAAAAGUUGUUUUUUUUUGUAAAUAGCUUGUCUAUCAUAACUUGUUACUGAGUUUUAUAAAUGCGCUGCCUUUAUUCAUUAAAGACAUCAAUGUUUUGGUAUAUAAGAUUUUCCUUGUCACCAAAUUGGUUGAUUUAAAAAAAAAGCCAAAGGAAAUGAGAGAUAUAUUUCAUUGCUGUUACCAUAUUUUUGAAUGUUUAUAGCCCAGAUGAAAAGAAUUGCCUAGAGACCGUGAAGUUUAACACUAUGUUAACCUGUUUAGACAUUUUUAUGCUUAUUAAAAAUGUGAAUUGUUAACAAAUCAUAUCAAACUUGUUUUCAACUAUUAGAGCUCAAAUCUGUAUUUUUUCAGUUGGGAGUGUCUGAAAAAUCUGGUAUAUAGUAAUUAGAUCUGAUUCUAUUUUUCAUUCUACUGUAUCUUUAAGGGUUUUACAAGAGUCCUUUAUAAUGUGUUCUUAAGUCAAACUUGUUUGCAAAAUGGUGCAGUAUCAGGUACUCCUUUGAUUUAUAUUGUUAGAAUGAUGUCCCCUGUAUUAGAAUUAUGUCCCUUAUAUCUUUUAAGCUCAACUACUAUUUUGAUGGCAAGAAACCAGCCACCACAGUUUUUUCUACUGCAGGUCAAUUCUUUUUACAAGUUCUGUUCCUUUUAAGUCAUUGGGAAAAAGAAAAACCAAACUAAAGGUUGUUUUAAAGUGUUGUGAUGCCUAAGUUCGCAUGUCAAUUUUAUUUAAAGAAUACUUUGGUUUUUCAUACUCUUAUGUAACCUUGUUUAUAAUAUAUUUAUUCAUUAAAAAGUUUUCUUUAAAGGUAAAAUUAAAAACUAUAGCAAAACUAAAUUUCACAAACUGAAACUUAUUUCAAAAUUUAAAUAAAAUAAACUGCCACUAUUAUAGUUUUAAAUUUAUCAAGAAUCUCCUAAAAAAGUUUAUUUCUAAGGAAGAUAUAUCAAAAUCUAUUUGCAGUUACCUAACAAUAAUAUUUUCUCUUUAAAUGGUGAGGAGUUCAGAGAAAAAAAUGUUUCUAGGCCCUUCCCUUUUGGCUUCAACCUAUUGUCUAUGUAAAUACUGUAGAGUAGGGAGAGAUACCAGUUCAACAUUAGACUGAGGGUUCAUCAUUUUUCGGCCACACCUUCCACACUUGAUUUGACUUGAAUCAAAUUAAGUUAUUAUGAUGGGUUAAUUUUGUGUCUUGUAUUUUCCUUAGUUCAACUGCCAUAUUCAAAUAUUUGUUAUAUCAUUGGGUUUUGGGAAUCUUUGAAAUUUUACAUUAUUGCAAUGUUUUGUUUCAUAUCAAACUGUAAUUUAUUUUUUUAUCGUCCAUCUAUAUAACUCAAUUUUUUUUAAAAAUGAACAUUCAUUCCCUUACUCAUGAAUACAAUCAUAAUGUUCUGAUAAGCAUAAUUAAAAUUACUUAAUUAAAAAAUAAAUUAAUUAUGGUUACUUUUAUUUUAUAAUGCUGUUGAAUUGUAUUUCAAUUUGUUAAUUAUUAUACAUCAAAUGGAUGAAUUGUAAGUUAUUUUAUUUCUUAAUUACUAAUGCCUCAUGUGUGCAUUAAAUAUUUUUUCUUGGGAUGGUCAGUGAUAAGUUUUGUGUGAUGAACUGCGUCAACUACCAGUUGUAGGUGUAGCAUAUCAAGGUUUCGUGGCCUCUUAGUUUUUUUAUUAGUAAAUACGAAUGUUGAAGCCUACAAACAUGCUGUUGACUGCUGAUGCUGCAUAUGCUCAUAUUUGCUCUACUUGUUAGCUCAUUCUGUUAUUGAAUUAGUUUAUGACUUCAUUUUGUUUUGCGAUGGAAAAGACGAUUAUCUGUAAACAACACCCCUGCCCUGUUUCAGAUUCUGUUAUGAUUAGCGCUAGCUAGUUGAAAAAUAAACUAAUAUCUGAUAUUUUUGAGAUUUAAUUUUCUUUUUAUCAUGUCAUUUAAAAGUCUCUUAUCUUAUUGUAAUAAAUUAGUUUUUCAAAAUUUAGGCAGCUCUUGGUACAAAAAAAAAGAUUGAGCUAUUGUUCAAAUUGAAAUUUCUUUGUUAAAUUUUUUUUUUUAAAAACCUCUUAUAAUUAAAAAUCAGUUUGAUGAUUGAUGUAAUGUUGUAUUUUAUACAUGAGUUGCCAUUUUUGAAUUUGCAACAAAAUUGUGGACCAUAUUUAUAAGUUUCAGUAGGUGUUUUUUUUUUCAUUGAGCUGUCUCCUUUGUGAUCUUCUUUCUGUAAAAUAAGCCUUAUUGGAUCAAUCAAUAAAUUAGAUCACUAUUAACCUUAGAAUGUGCAAGCUAAGCAUCAGGAAUCUCUUGGUUAGCACUUUUAACCGCAAAAUGUUCCUUUAACAGUAGAUCUAUGUUAAAUAUCAAAAUUUGUGAAAAUCCUGUCAAGGAAUUGUUUUCAAAGUGACACAGGUGUGUAAGAGUAUACUGUUUUUGGAAGUUUGAACAUGUUUUUAAAUGCUGGUAAAGUGUCAUCUAAAAGCUGACUAGAUACACAACCUCAAGGUGGUUCUGUGUGUUUCUCACUAGCACAAAGUUCUGAUCCAGGCCCCAGAACAUGUCUCCAUGGUUACGCCUAAAAGUUCUGCUUCAAUUCAUGGUGUCAACAUGACCUAUAAUUUUCUAAACAUUUUUUCCUAUUUCAGUCACUUGAGUUCUAUACUGUUUUAUUUUUCUUACCGUAAUCAAAUUGUUUUAUUCAUCAUCUGGAGCUGUUGUGAUAUACUUUGUAUAUAUUUACAAAUAUAUAUACAUAUACAUAAUGAGAAAUAUAUAUAUAUAUAUUGUUGUGACUGCCUUUAUGACGUAAAUUUACCGCAAACCAGAUCUACCUGUGUGGUUAAUCCGUAUUCAGGGAUUAAGUAGGGACCUGAGUAUGUUUGUUCAGCUUUUUUUUCAUCCUUACGUUUCAACUUUCAUCUUCUUUAGUGGUUAAUUCUACCUAAAAAUGACAUUUUAAACAUGUUUUGGUUCAUAUAAAGAUUACAUUUAGUAAUGCUUGAGGGUAUAGGACUGAGUUUACAUGUUGUGUUCGUUAUGGCUUCAAUUCUUUGAUUUGAAUAUAUAUAUAAAUUAAAGUUUGCUGUUGAAAAGGGAGCUAACUGGCCCAAGGGAAAUGUUUUUUAUUUUACACCAAUGUAAGGGAGACUAUUUGUAUUUCAGCCAACAAAGAAACUGUUAAAAUGUUGUAUUUGUCAUAAAAAAUGACAUUUGAAUUAAGGUUAUGUUAAUUAUGAUUUUUUUUUUCUCGUUAAAAAAUUGUCCAUCAGGGAUACAGUCUUGUAAAUAUUGCUCACCUUAUUUUUUUUGAAGCUAGCAAGAUGAUGGCUUAAGAAAAAAACAAAAUGUAGACACAUUUGGUAUUGUUUGUGUUGAUGGUGUAAACCGUGUAUGGAAUAGUCAGGGAGGAAUUUGCCUGUGUUACAAGUUGUGUAGACCUGUGGUUAACCCUUGGUGGUUCAUUCCAUGGUUGAGUGGCUGACCCCAUGGUUGAUUCUGUGGUUAACCCUUUGUGAUCAGAGUGAGGCUCUCGUCGACUUUAUCUUUACUAAAUAAAUAAAUAAACAAACCUAAGGUUUUAAACCUGGUUAGUAGCAUUGGGGUUUGAACAUGGAGUUCACACAAAAAGGGUUUGAACCUAGGGUGUAUACAAA